Ciona intestinalis (vase tunicate) is the source of this 1716-nucleotide messenger RNA. The record is from RefSeq and is a predicted model, not a curated record. NCBI's taxonomy places the organism in Eukaryota, Metazoa, Chordata, Ascidiacea, Phlebobranchia, Cionidae.
UUGUUUAAUUUAAAACGCCACGAUGUUUGCUUCUCAGCGUCGAACAGCGCUGACUCAUGCUCAGCAGGAGAAGCUGCAAGUGGAAAACAGAAGGAAAGAAAACCUAAGAGAAGAUUUUCUAAAAAAUUUAAAAGAUGAUACUUUGAUCCGUGCAAAUGUGAAGAGUGAGGAUCGUGUUGCGGAUAAAAGGUUCAUCCGAACACUGCAGAGGGAGGAGCAGGAGCGAGUGAUGGAGGAAGCCAUCUUGAAAGCGGAGCAAAAUAGUCGGCAGCGGGAAGAGCAGCUCGCGCAGGAGGAGAGGAUGGCUCGUCAGUUGGAGCAGAUUAAACUGGAGAAGAUUCGAGAUGAAAAGAUGCGGCAGCAGCUCCGGGAUAAUAGUCUCGAGCUUAGGGAGUUGGAAGCUAAACUAAAAGCUGGGUAUAUGAAUCGAGAAAGGGCGGCACAGAUCGCGGAAAGAGAUGCUAUUAAGUUGCAAGGGAUGCAGAGGGACUCUAAGAUCGCUCGUCAGAUGAAAGAGGAGUUUGAAAGAGCAGAGGAGGCAGAGCAACAAAAGGAGCUUGAGCGUUGGCAAGAAAGUGUUCGCUAUCAACAAGAGCUGGAACGGCAGCUUGAAGAGAAAGAGCAUAAGAAGCAAGAGGCGUAUGAAGAGUUCCUGAAAGAAAAACUCAUGAUUGAUGAAAUCGUUAGGAAGAUUUAUGAGGAGGAUCAAAGGGAUCAGGAAAUGAGGUUGGAGAAGCAACACGCGACGCAGAGAUUUGUGGAGGAGUUUAAGCAAAAGAGGGAUGAAUGGAAAAGAUUGGAACGCGAACGUUUGGAAGAGGAGAAUAGAAAAAUACUUCAGUUUGCGGAUAUGCAACAAGUUAGGGAGAAUGAGAGAAUGGCUAAGCAGCAAGAACAAGAAAAUGCGAAGGCACUGGUGCAGCAACAACUUGCCACUAAGAUUGCUAGGGAGCAGAGUGAAAAGGAAGAAAGAGAAAAUAUUCUUCAGGAUCUUUAUCUGGAAGAGCAAGAGGAAGCUGAGAGGCAAAAAGAAAUGGCGGAGCAGGAGAGAAAGCUUCGACAGAGGAUUGAACUCCAGGAAACGCACCAGAAGCAAAUGGAAUUCAAGCAAAUGAGGAUGGAAGCGGAACAGCAAGAAGAGGAAGAGUUCCGGAGGCAGAUGCUUGCUAAAUUUGCGGAGGAUGAUCGAAUUGAGCAGAUGAAUGCUCAGAAACGAAGAAUGAAGCAGCUCGAGCACAAGCGGGCAGUUGAUGCUCUCAUUGAGGAUCGGAGGCGGCAGUUUGAGGAGGAUAGACAACGAGAAAUUGAUCAGCUCCAGGAAGAGGAGAGGAUUCAAGCUAUGCGGAGACAGAUCUUGGAGGAGGAGAGGCAGAAACUUCUUAAAGAGCACGCAACGAAACUUCUUGGGUAUCUUCCUAAAGGUGUCCUCACCAGCGAUAAAGACUUGGAAAUAUUUGAUGAAAAUUUCAGGAAAGCUUAUCAGAAGAGACGUGUUGAUCCCUUUGAUGACUAUUAAUGCUUUCCACUUAAUGGCUGCAAGUUUUGAAUGUUUUUUGUCCCAUUGACUGUUGUAGCACUUUUACUGCAAGUUUUCAACAAGGCAUUGUGAAAAAUUUAAGUUUGUCUCUUUUGACACUUUGUUACAUUUUAUGGGUAUUUGUUUUUUGCUUCAUUUGUGUAACUGCAUAAAACGGUGAACUAAAAAUAUGAAAAAAA